GCAAGUUAUCUUUAUUAUUCUCAUCUUUAGAUGAACAAUAACAUAUAAUGGCUCAAGGUGUUGAAACAAGAAUCAUUUUAUCACCGGAAAUCAAGAAAUUUCUGUCCAACCUUCUAAAACAUGGCAGCAUUAGUCGAACUUUAAAAACGAAAAUACGCAUAGCAUUAACUAACGACAGCGAAACUGAACACUCCAUACCGUAUGAAGUUCUCACAGAUGCGCAUGAUUUUUAUACUGAAUUCACGUUAACAACGGGAAACAGUGAUUAUGUUGAGAUUCGUAACUUAGUGAAGACUUCAAAAGUAUUUAACGAAACUAUCCCAGAACCUGUUAGGUCGCCAGAAUUAGUGAAACGUUUAACCAAACUCAAAGCUGAACAAGAACAAAGAGAAUAUGACAAAAUGGUGAAGAAUGUCAAGACGAAUAAAAUGACAUUAGGGCAGGAAGUUGGACAAGCUGUCAGAACAACAGGACAGCAAGUCAUGUCCGUUGUCAACUUUGUGUUGUCCGUGGUUGCGACUUUUGCGUUCGCUUUUGUCGCAUCGCAGUAUGCAUUCUCAGAAGAUUUGGGUUUAAGACUAAUUUUUUCCAUUGUUUUGGCAACUGCUGUGGCAUUAGCUGAAUUAUUUUUUAUGGCAAGAAUUGAGAUUUGAUGUCAUAUUAGUCUGAUUCGUGCAGUUAUACAAAUUUUUAUACUUCAGAUCCUUUUUAUGGUAGCUAAUAUAUACUUAAAUAAAGUUUUUGUCUGAUAGAACUGUUGUUAAGGCCGAUUGUCAUGCCUCAAUUCUUUCACUAUAGCGCAAAAAUCGUAAGGUAUGCGCAAAAGGUACAACUUACCGCUGACUAUGCUAGAGAGACAGAGGGAGCCAUAGCUGGCAACUACAUUAUCAAAUCAAGCGAGACUAUACAGCAGCUUUUAGCUUGAUUUUUGCUUGAUUUUAAGAAAUACUUGUGGUGAAAUAUCAAGUGUUUAUCAGCAUGGUAUAAAAUGAAUUUGUUCUGCAUUUCAGAAACAGCCGUUUAAUUCGCACUAGCUUUUUGUUUCUGAUAUUCUUCUAACUUUUUUUUUAAUUGCCAGCGCGAAAUGGAAAGAGCUAAUUAUCUUAAAUUUUUCUAAAAAAUGUUUUCUGUCUACAACAGUCAAUUCUGAUUCAUUUAAACUUUAGGCAGUUAACUUCAAUAAAGUUAAAAUGGCGCUACACCGGAAAGAUUAUGGUAUGGAAAUCGACAUUUACAAAGGGAGCCUAAAACGAUUUUUAUUGUCUGCAUUUUAAGAAUUAACCCUAAGAUUUUAAUCAAUGUUGCCAGUUUUUCUGCUCUUUUCAAAUAAAUUUUCCGCGCAGUCGGUAUGUUUGAUCUAUUCUCAUUGUUUUGAUAUGGCUGAGUUAUUCACAGGCGCUCUUCCACCAAGGAAUUUUUAAUUAUUAUUUUAUUAAAGAGAAGAUAGAUUUAACUUUGUAAAUCAAAUAGCUGUGCUUGGUUCAGUAGCAUUUUUAUUGCGUUCAGAAUCAAAGAAUAAAAAUAAGAAUUAUAAUAUGUCAUUUCUUGUGUUUUUCUUUCUCUUACUUCUAACAUUUUGUUUUGCUAUAAAUGGGGAAAAAAUAAUUUUUUGAGGAUUUUAGCAUAGCGAAAAUAUAAUUUGUCCGUGAAAACUUUUAAUUGAUGCCGCUUUAGCGUUCAAUUUAAAUAGCAAAUAUACGUAUAUAUGAAAAGUUGGAUAAUCUUGUAAUUAUCAGUUCAUUCAAAUUGUCUUUUUACGUGCAAAAAUGGACAAAUGUAUGUCCACACAAAAUUCCACUUAUUUUCUCUCUUAAACGAAUAUAUAUUAUCUUCUUAAUUUCAGUAAUGAUUAGCUACCUGUAUCUGAUUUAGUAUUUUUGAAUGGAUUACUACUUUUUUAUAUAAUUUAUAUAAUUUAUAAUUUCAUAUUUUAGACCUGUAAUUAAUGUAAACAUACAAACAAAAGAAGCAGUAUGCAACCUUGGGAAUAUUCAUGUCUUACUAAUAGAAUUAACAACAUGCAGACAAAGUUAGUCCCUAACAUGUCGUUUCAUUCGUCAAACGGUGUAAAUGGCUCAUUGACUAGUGGUGUGAACAUGGACGUUAGUGCAUUAAAACGUAAAAUUGAAGACUGUAAAAAUGACGUCAUAGCAAAGAGGCUGAAGACUUGAACUGGAAAUUAGUUAGAAUUUUUAUGCUUUGAAUAUUUUUGAAAAUGUUUGCUAUAACUUUUUGUGACUCUCUGAAAAUUUUAGAUCUAAAAAUGGUAAAAGAGAUUGUUUUGGAAAAAAUGAUUGAAAAAAAACAUGUUUUUGUGAAGUUUUUUUACGCUUCUAAAAUAAUGUAGACCGUUCAAUGUGUUUUGGAAAAAGAUUUGUGUUUUUUACUUUUUGUAAAUAUGUGAUUUAUUUGUUUCUAUGAGUGAUAGGGAUAUUUUUACUUUUGCUAAACUAUAUUUAAAUAGGGUAGCGAUUUAUUCUUAUGAAUGUAGUUUUUCCUAGGUUUUUGUUAAAUUAAAAAAUUAAUUAUCCUGAGCUACCAAAUUCCGUGGUAGCAGGGUAUUAUAGAGCUA
Messenger RNA from Hydractinia symbiolongicarpus, 2572 nucleotides. RefSeq names its product transmembrane protein 199-like. NCBI's taxonomy places the organism in Eukaryota, Metazoa, Cnidaria, Hydrozoa, Anthoathecata, Hydractiniidae. The transcript is spliced from 3 exons. The record is from RefSeq and is a predicted model, not a curated record. Gene Ontology annotation, biological process: vacuolar proton-transporting V-type ATPase complex assembly. Gene Ontology annotation, cellular component: endomembrane system. The coding region runs from base 48 to 653 and encodes 201 amino acids.